Molecule: messenger RNA, 4669 nt
Organism: Anopheles stephensi (Asian malaria mosquito)
Lineage: Eukaryota; Metazoa; Arthropoda; Insecta; Diptera; Culicidae
Exons: 1
Coding region: 770-1228 (152 amino acids)
Source: RefSeq, a predicted model, not a curated record
GUGCGGUCGGUAUUUACGUCAAACGUAAACCGGAGAGCGAACGCAGCAGUCUUCUCGCGAAUUCACAGCGAAUCAGCAACAGAGCAAAAGUUUCCCCCAAACUGAACACAACUCGCGUCGCGUGCAGUGAAGUUCGAAUACAAAACAACACACAAAACGGGCAAUCCAAGUGACCACGAUUUGCAAAGGAUUUACAAACGAUUUACAAUCGUGUGCGGUGCAUUACGCGUGGUCAGUCCCGCAAACUCCAUACGGGAAGUGAAAGUUCGGGUGCGUGUUGUGCCUGAACCCGUACUGUGUUGCCGUGGAAAAAAGAAACACGCGCCGUGCUAGUUUUCCCGUUAGGUGCGGUGGUCUCACUCUAGCGCACAGUCCCCAAACGGAAGCCGAACUGGUGUGGUAGAAACGAAGAAAAAAGAGAAGAAAUACACCCGCUUGUAGUAAAAUAAUAACGGCGGAGUAAGGAAUAUUGAUUUUUUCGUCCGUGUGUGUGAAAAGCGUGGAAAAGCGUAGCAGAAAAUCAAACAACAACAACAGCAACAAAAAGUUCUGUUUGAGUACGUGACUCCAAGCACACGGCGACUUUUCCAUUUGACAGAAACGUAUUUGUGUUGCCUUUUUCUCCGGUGUCUGUGUGUGAUUGUGUAUUUGUGAGUGCGGUUUCUGCAUAUUUUUUUGUUUCGUUGCGGACAGUCGACAACACUCCGGGAAAAACGGAUUUAUAUCCCCUCUUUUUGAACCGUGCAUUGACCACAGUCACAGCAAAACGAUGGCUUUCAUGAUGCCGGUGAUGAAGAACGAGUUCGAUAUCUACAAAGGCCGCCAGCGGCGGAUAUCGGAAUGCUCGAACCAAAGCAACUGCCGGUCGCGCAAGGUGUCGGAAAGCUCCCGGUCGGACUGCCCCAGCCUGUCCACCUCGCCCGGCAACGAAGGGUUCAUGUCGAGCUCGCCGGCCCACCGCAGCCACCCGAUGUACAUGUCGCACCUUGCCUCCCGGUCCCAGUUCUCGCGCAACUCGUCCCGCACCUCGCAAAGUUCGCUGAUCGCUUCGAGCCCGUCGAAGGCGAGCUCGGGCAGCAGUCCGCCGAAAGGGGCGACGGGACCUUCGGUGCCGGCCGCCGCCGCCGCCGCCGGCAGCCAGAACAGCUUGAACAAGUUCCACACCCGGCUGGUCGAUAAGCUGCGCAAGUCGCUUCGCAAAAGCAAGUCGACCGACGGCCGGUCAUGAGAGGCGGGUGGGAGGGCUGGCGCUGACGAGGACGACGAUCCCGAUCCGGAUCCGGACGAAGACGAUAACGCGGACGACGAUACGCCUGGGGAAGGAAACCACCGCCAUCGGAGCAGCCGGUUGGCGCGGGAAGAGGUACGGGAAGCCUGCUCGGACAGUGUCCUGCAUGUGCACCACCGGAAGCCACCACUACCACGCGCCACGACACGGGCAACGACGGCGAUGACGGCGAAGGAGGGAAAGGUCCGCUCCAGGCGGGGCACCUACAGUGCACCACGGUAACUUGCGCCGGGUGUAAUCCAGCCCAACAACCCCUACCCGACCAAACGAGUCCAGCAGGCGGCGAUGAUCCAGAUCCGGUUGUUCGGGAUGUUCGAACCGAAUUCACCCAUCCAGAGAAAGAGAGCGAGAGAAAGAGAGAGAGAGAGAGAGAGAGCAACGAGAGACACAUAAGACGAGUAUGGCUUAUAUUAGUAAAGUAUCCUUACACUACUUAUUAGUACUAUAGACAAAAGGCAGCAGCAGCAGCAGCAUUAGAAGCAGGACGGGGGAGAAGAAAAACAAACAAAACAAACAAACGGGUGCGCAGCAUUGAAUCAGCAACAUAUACACCACAACAUAUAUACUUGUUACAUAUUAUGGCUAGCUAAUGUAAACAUCUACUAUAUCAUCCAUUCUGCUCAUUAUAUAUAUAAACCUAUCGUAUGUAGAGUAAUUGAGUGUGCCUCUUCUGGCUCGCGUCGUGUCGUGGCUUUGCUCCUACAACAAUUGGCACACGGAAACACGGAAUCAAAACUGCUGAUUCGUAUACAUUACAAGUGCUUGUUACGAGACGAUUGGACAGGAAAGUGUGAUUAGUUUUGCCACGUUUUGUAUUAGCUUUAAGGCAGAGAACAUACUAUUUAUCCAACCGGUAGUGUACCGUGUUGGUGGAUGCGUUAUCGCACGAACCAUCCUUACCCACUCACGCACCCACUUUCUCUCUGUUAUUGUUCCUUUUGCUUAAGUUUCUCUACAGCGUAAUGCCUUGGCUUGGUUGGGAGUGAGAGUGUUCCCAUUGCUGAGCAUUAUUGGAAUCCUAGGUAAAAACGUUAGUUUAAUGUUUAAAGUACACCAAGAGCCUAAAGGCAGCAACAUUAACACAUCCACACUCACGCGCUCACGUAGGGAUAGAAACCCAAGCCCUCUAGGAACUGUGAUACACGUUUCGGUACACAUCGAUAAGCCUUUUACUGGCUGAAAAGGAUGUCAGCGUGCACGCAAGGAGUGCAGGAGAGGACAGAGCAAUCGCAACGAAUUUCCCUAACGGGGUAGUAAAAUCCACAAAUUCAGUAAUGCAAUUUUAAACCCGCCAGGAACGCGUAUCAGUUUUCCUUCUAUUUUUUCCCCAUUUUUUUUUUUUUUGUUGUUGUUUGCUUUAAACGGCCCAAUUUUAUGUGAGGACACAAAAAUCGAAAACCAACCCCCUCGACACAACACAAACUGUGAUUCAUUGUGGUGAAACAAUGUGUUAAUAUAUCGAAUUGUGAACGCUUUUUUUAGCCGUAGCAAGAGCGGCCCCUGUCGUGGAGAGGUAGCAGCACGAGGCAUCUAUUUUAUGGCCAAACUGAGGCAGGGAUAUAUAUACGUGUUGGUGCGCAUAUUUGCCGCGUCGGGUUUUUGUUGUGAAAUUAAUUGGAAUUUACUGGAAAACGAUAACGCAUAAAUGCAAAGACAGUAGGAGCCAAGAGCGGGAACACAGAAUUCUAAAGUACGUAGUGGUGCAAUGAUGGAGGUUACAGUUUUGGGCUUGGACUAUUUUUGGUAUAGUAGAGACCACACAAACGAAACAACAGGACAUUAGAACGAGAAACGCGGGAUUUUUGAAGGCGCAUUAGGCUGUUUUACUGAUUGCUGUGGUGCUGAUUGGCACCUGAUUUCAGUCGGCACACUUCUCCCGGUUGACCUUCAGGACCUUCAUCUGCGCAUGAUGCUUGGACGUAUCAAAUUACACGAACCGAAUGAUGCGCGUGGGAAAUAAAACACCGGCGAACGGUAUGUGAAGGAAGAUGCUCAGAAGGAUGUUUGGCCCCGCCGCUACAAUGACGAGCUCUACGAGCUGUACGAUGAUCUUACCAUCGUGCAGCGCAUUAGACUCGCCAGGCUCCGGUGGGCUGGUCACGUCAUGAGAAUGACACCGGACGACCCAUCCCGUAAAGUCCUUUUAGGCUGUCCACACGGACAGAAAAGGCGUGGUAGGCGCAAAUCGAGAUGGAGUGAUGGCGUUGAUGCGUCCGCCAGAACGGCCGGGAUAACGGAUUGUUGCAGCGCAGGCCAAGGCCGCAAAGCGUUUGUUGCGCCAGAUAAGUAAGUAAGUAAGAACGGUAUGUGAUAGCCAGUUGCCGAAUGUUAGUAUCUCGCCCUUUCAACAAACCCCUGAUUGCAAUUCGCAUCGCACCAUAUCGCAAUGCUUUUCAUCGGAAGGUUAAAUCUUGGUGUACUUAUUAAUGCCAGCUUUUUUGGCCGGAGAUAUUCGUAAGGCCACAAACAGCUCUCAUGAACCGGCCAUUUUCUUCCUUUCGAAAUCGAACUUCAAGCAGGAACGCAUGCACAGAGAGACACACGAACGUAGUGUGCAGAUUGUAACUUUGCGUAAGCUUUACAUAGGCGUGUACAGUUAGGCGUAAGUGAGACGCUUCAUUAUUACCACUCCACUCUCCACUUUCGAUCGUAGAAGACUGCUGCUGACUUUUAACACCUAAUCCUCGUUACAAUAGCUCUCACGCUAGCUAGGCGGUAGGUUUGCUGUUGUUACGUCUGCUUUAGCGUUUCCGUUUCCGAAACGAACCAACAAGACAACCGUAGACUUGUAAGACUAUACCGCAAAAAGGAAGGAGGAUGCAGAUAAGGAUAAGCAUUCAAAUAAGAGACAGCUCAGCUUAGCUAGCUGAUGUUGGUUUAGAGCGUUGCUUCGUUCGGUUCAUCGCAAGGUUGACCAAGUUGAAUAUUUAUAUCCCGUACGCGGGCGAGCACAAUACAUAAAUGACCAGCAAAGCAUGUCAAACUACUCUGAUGGUAGUAGCACGGAGGCGGGGAAAGCACAGGCACAGAACCGGCCUUUAGGGUUUUCAGAGUCGUUACUCACACACGAUAGACACAUUCCACUUUUGCCAAAUUCUAAGUCACACGUGUGUGUGUGUUUGUGUGAUCCGGUUGACCAGGAGGCAAAACCAAUUUUGGCAUACCGUCACGAGCCAAUGCCGACGACGACGGCGUCUAACAUCUCUUAUACUACCCUUGCAAAUUGACUGUACUACCCUCAACCCUCAACUACCUACCUACCCCUGUUCGGAAACCCGAAACCGUACCGUACAAUAUUCAAAUAAAAUGUGCGACAACAGCAAAAACCAACUCCCGUAUCAAACCAACAUAAUCAAUCGUAUCACCGCGUACAUUAUGUAA